AUGAGCUUGGAGUUUAUUAAAAGUGGGUCAGGGUUGAACGUUGAAAGCUUCGAUAGUAAAUACAAUCUCGAGCAGCUCAAUUUUCGAGAUGCUAAAUGUGCCAAUACUGGGGGCAUUAUCACUGAGGACAUGGAUGAGUGUAAUUACAUUGAAAUGAAUGCCAUCUCAAGUUCCAUUGUGGACAUUAGUACUUUCCAGGAUAAUUCAUUUAUUCCUCGAAGAUCACCAAUGCGCCCAAUUUCUUCAACAAAUACAAUAAGGGACAAGUCUGUAGACAGCUAUGUCUCGUCAAGAGACUCGGGUUCAUUUGAAUGUAAUCCGAGCUCUUCGCUAGGUUCUUUUGAAGACUCAAUCUUCUCACAUCAAGAGGAGAUACUCAAUAAUGAUCAUUGUAACUCAACAGAAGAAAAUUUUCUUAAUCUUGACGGUAUAGAUGAUAUUGACGCUUUUCUUGAGGAAAUAAAUAUCGAUGAGUGUGGCAAUUCAAAUGUCGUUUACAAUGUAGAUGAGCUCGUUCAAGUAUUGCUUGUCCAUCAUCCUUCAGAAUCUUCUAUUUUAAUCGAUACUGCUACUAUUGAAAAAUUAAAGGAUUGA
Messenger RNA from Priceomyces carsonii, 594 nucleotides. RefSeq lists its product as uncharacterized. The coding region runs from base 1 to 594 and encodes 197 amino acids. The record is from RefSeq and is a predicted model, not a curated record. NCBI's taxonomy places the organism in Eukaryota, Fungi, Ascomycota, Pichiomycetes, Serinales, Debaryomycetaceae. The transcript has a single exon.